Molecule: messenger RNA, 1903 nt
Organism: Zingiber officinale
Lineage: Eukaryota; Viridiplantae; Streptophyta; Magnoliopsida; Zingiberales; Zingiberaceae
Product: probable polyamine transporter At3g19553
Exons: 2
Coding region: 290-1813 (507 amino acids)
Biological process (GO): transmembrane transport
Cellular component (GO): membrane
Molecular function (GO): transmembrane transporter activity
Source: RefSeq, a predicted model, not a curated record
GUUCACUUGGAAAUUAUGAAGAUUUCGUUUUUGAAUGGAAGUCUCCGUCCACUCCCAGCCCACCACGCCACCAACUCCACGCGAAACUUCAUCUAUCCGAAUAAUUUAAUAAUUAAUUCCUUCCCGCAGAAGAGAAAAAUAAUACGUGGAGCCCACAAUCAUUGCGAGAUCAGAUCCAAUCUGAUCCCUGACGCCUCCUGCGUCGACUAGCCAGCGCCCGAACCGCAUUUCCAUUCCCUUCGUCGCUCCGGAUCGACCCACCACCCGGCCCCUCCGCCGCACCAAAGGGAUGGGCGAGCUCUCCGCCGCCGAUCACGCCUCUCCCCGUCUUCCCCCUCCGCUGCCGUCGCCGUCGCCUAAGAAGCUGUCGGUGCUCCCCCUAAUCGCCCUCAUCUUCUACAACGUCUCCGGCGGCCCUUUCGGCGUCGAGGACUCCGUCUCCACCGGCGGGGGCCCUCUGCUCUCGCUCCUCGGCUUCCUCAUCUUUCCCCUUUUGUGGUCGCUCCCGGAGGCGCUCGUCACCGCCGAGCUCGCCGCCAGCUUCCCCGAGAACGGGGGCUACGUCCUCUGGAUCUCCUCCGCCUUCGGCCCCUUCUGGGGCUUCCAGGAGGGCUUCUGGAAGUGGAUCAGCGGCACCAUGGACAACGCCCUCUACCCUGUCCUUUUCCUCGACUACCUCAGCCAGUCCCUCCCCCUCUUCGCUCGGCCCGCCGCCCGCGUCCCCUCCCUCCUCGCCCUCACCGCCGCACUGACUUUCCUCAACUACCGCGGCCUCCACAUCGUCGGCCUCGCCGCCGUCGCCCUCACCGCCUUCUCCCUCUCCCCCUUCGUCGUCAUGGCUCUGCUCGCGGUCCCCCGCAUCCGCCCCCGCCGCUGGCUCGCCGUCGACCUUAAAAAAGCCAACUUCAGGGGAUACUUCAACAGCAUGUUCUGGAACCUCAACUACUGGGACAAGGCCAGCACCCUCGCCGGCGAGGUCGACGACCCUAGCCGCUCCUUCCCGCGGGCCCUCUUCGGCGCCGUCAUGCUCGUGAUGGCAUCUUACCUGAUCCCCCUUCUCGCCGGCACGGGAGCGCUCGACACCUCCACCACCGGCGAGUGGAAAGACGGCUACUUCGCCCAGGUCGGCAUGGCCAUAGGCGGCGCCUGGCUCAGCUGGUGGAUCCAAGCCGCCUCCGCCAUGUCCAACAUGGGCUUGUUCGAGGCCGAGAUGAGCAGCGACUCCUUCCAACUGCUCGGCAUGAGCGAGCUGGGAAUGCUGCCGGCCAUCUUCUCGAAGAGGUCCAAGUACGGAACUCCGACCACCAGCAUCCUAUGCUCUGCUUCCGGCGUCCUGCUCCUGUCGUCGAUGAGCUUCCAGGAAAUCAUCGAGUUCCUCAACUUCCUCUACUCCCUCGGCAUGCUCCUCGAGUUCGCCGCCUUCAUAAAACUCAGAGUAAAGAAGCCAGAGCUCCACAGGCCGUACAGGAUCCCGGUAGGAACCGGAGGUGCCGUGGCCAUUUGCGUACCUCCGACAGUUCUGCUGGUCCUCGUCAUGUGCUUGGCUUCGAUGAGGACCGUGGCCGUGAGUGUAAGCGUCAUGCUGGUCGGGUUUCUGCUACACCCUGCGAUAGAGCAGCUGAGGAGCAGGAAAUGGGUUGCGUUUCUCGCCACCGCUGAGCCGCCGGAGAGCUUCUCCAGCGCCGCCCUGGUGCAGGACCAAGUGACCAUCGACGACGAUGCUUCUGUAAGCCUCUUGCUGGACCAUUCGCAUGCCAAGAAGGAGCCUCUGGACUUGGCAAUUUCGUUGGAUAGUGCCUUAAAAAUGGAGUGAAACAGAGUUAAAAACAAUUUGUAUUAGAAAUUUCGAAGCUACCUUACACAAUAAUUAAUGAAAAAGUUAAAAUAGAUUGAUUGUAUACUA